AUGGCUGCUCUGAAAGGAUCCAGCAGCACGGGUGGUCCCUCUCCCUGUGGACCCAGUGACAUCAGCCGUCCCAGUGGCACCAGUGCUCUCAGCAAGGCCGGCAGCAUCCAAGGUUCCAGCGAAUCUGGCAACAUUGGUGGACUCAGCGGCCCCGGGCCCACUGAAGAGGAAUUCUCCAAACAAGCAUUUCCUGAUCUGAUCCCGGACAUGACCCUGAACCUGGGGAUGUCUAGUUCGACUUUAAGGGUAUUGCCCUUCCUCAAUCCAGGGGCCAGUCCCAGCUACCUACCCAGGAACCGCUUCAGGUUCCGCCCCCGGAUAGACCUUGGUCGUCAAUCCCGGCGGCCCUUUUGUGCUGUCGCCUUUGCCCACAAUAUCCCCGUGACAGGAGCUGCAGGACAUGGACCCAGUAACGCUGAGCCUGGAGUGUUCAUCUUCCAGGUUGGACCCAGUAAUGCUGAGCCUGGAGUGUUCAUCUUCCAGGUUGGACCCGAGGCAGAGCUAGUGGCAUCAGCAAAGCAGCCUGCCUUCCAAAUGCAGGGUAGACCCAACUGGGGUGCAGCAGGAUCUCUGCCUGGAGGUCCACGUUAUCCUGCACCCCUUAUUUCAGCAUCUUCUGUAAAGAAGACCGUGGUGCCCACCACAGCCUCUAGGGUCACCCAGGCUGUCCAGGGGGGUUUUGGUCCUCAAGGUCCACCCUCAGUGACCCAGGGGCAACCCAUCAUACUCCCAUUCAAUGGUGGGCCCCAGACCAUGUGGGUAACUGGGGACAAUGGUGUGGCCCCUGUUCAGAGCAGAGGCCCCCGUGAAAAGGUCGGCGGUUCCCAGAGUGUUUAUGCAAACUUUCGGCUCUGGCAGCGCUACAAGCCACUGGCCGGAUUGUACUUUACUCAGGCUCCAGAUACCGAAGCCUUUGCCUGCUUUCUCAUCCCUGUCUUACGAUCGCUGGCCCGCUUGAAGCCCACUAUGACUGUAGAGGAAGGCCUGGGAAAGGCGAUGCAGGAAUGGCAGCACAUAAGCAAGUCUGAGCAAGAGAUCUACUAUGGCAUGGCGACUAAGUUCAUGGAGUUUGAAACAGAGGAACAGAUGCAGGCACCGAAACUGCAGUGCGGCAAGGGGGAGAAGGUCCUACAAUCCUCCACCCUUCCAAAGCCUGAGCUUCAGGGGACACCACCCCCAGCUGUGGGCCAACAGUCAGGAGCCUUUGGCCUUCAGAACCUCCCCAGUCCUGGAGCUCAGCUGCUCCUGGUCACCUGUGUUUCUUUGUCCUUCACCCUGUCGGUUUCUUACAUGCUCCACUUAAUAGAGGAUAGGAGCCCUGUAGACACUUUGUCCCCUCCUCACACUGAGGGUCUCCUCAACUCUACUCCAGCCUGUGUCACGGGGAAUGCCAGUCCACGGGCCCUGGCACCUCUACCCACAAAACCCAAGGAUCAAAGUCUCCCCAGGACCCAGGCACCUUCUGAGAUCCCCGCUGAAGCUGUGGAAGAGUAUAUAGAAAUAAUGAACGAUCUUCUGAAGGACCACAAAAUUGAGGAGUCCAGGAAAGAUCUAGAGGAGGAGGAGGACAGGACUUGGUUAAUCCUUAACCUAUUUCCUUCUGCCCAGGUGGAGGCCAUCAUUGACGAUCGGUUCCUGGGACACCUGCUCUCCUCAGAGCCCCAGUUGGAUAUCUCAACCCUUGCAAAGGAAUUGGAAGAGGUGGAAGGAUUCAGCCGCUCACAGCUUACGGAUGAGAACCUGCAGGCCCUGCUUGAUGAGCAGACGGGGAAGGCUCAUCUCUGCCACCAGAAGACCCACCAGGACUCAAUUCCAGAGGGGAUUUCAGCCAACAUCGGUGCCCCGACACCCACCCAGGCCAGCAGGCCAAGGGCGAGCGCUGCUACUUCCACCUGUGUGCCAACAAGUUCUUCGGGACAAACUCCAAGGCCUGUCAUUCAGUUGGCAACUGAAGCCUCUGAACCCAAACCCAGCCAGUGUCCCCACCCUGUUCUCACCACCCUGGGCAGUAGGGCUGACCACAUCCUGGAAAAGGACCCUCUUGGCAUUUUGAUGCCUGGGCCUAAUGAGAGCUCUGAGGAGGAGGAUCUUCCCAGCCUGGCCUUUCUCCUGGAUCCUUGCCAGAGCCGGCAGCCCCGUGGCUUGCCUCUGAGACCUGCCCCUGCCCCUGGCCCCCCAGAAGCCUAG
Molecule: messenger RNA, 2187 nt
Organism: Suncus etruscus (white-toothed pygmy shrew)
Lineage: Eukaryota; Metazoa; Chordata; Mammalia; Eulipotyphla; Soricidae
Product: NUT family member 2G-like
Exons: 8
Coding region: 1-2187 (728 amino acids)
Source: RefSeq, a predicted model, not a curated record